Molecule: messenger RNA, 1824 nt
Organism: Pecten maximus
Lineage: Eukaryota; Metazoa; Mollusca; Bivalvia; Pectinida; Pectinidae
Product: endo-1,4-beta-xylanase 1-like
Biological process (GO): carbohydrate metabolic process
Molecular function (GO): hydrolase activity, hydrolyzing O-glycosyl compounds
Source: RefSeq, a predicted model, not a curated record
AUGGGUGAACUAGUCACCUCAGAGCGACCAGCAAGUAUGGACGUGGUCUUGUUGGUGCUUUCAUUUGUCGCUUUGACAAAUGGCGCUACAGAGCUUUUGAAAAAUCCAGAUUUUGAGAGUACGUCGUUUUCUGGAAACUGGGUUUGCCAAGGAUGUUCUCUGUCAAGUAGCAGUGAUAGUUAUCAUGGACACCACAGUGCUAAAAUUACUCAACGACAUCACAACUGGGCGGGGUUAGCACAGACCAUAAACGUGUCACCGGGAAACAGGUAUAUCUUCAGUGCGCAUGUCAAACUGUUGAAUAUGGCACGAGGACGCAUGUUUCAUAAGGUCCAGGUCAUAGUAAAGGAAACAAUACAUGGUCACGAUACAUAUCUUGACCUUGCCGACAGUCCUAAGGUGCGGACAGAUAGUGGUUGGGUGGAGGUUGGAUUCGACUUCCAGGUACCUAACAAUCUUCAUCAAGUUUAUAUCUAUCUACAAAUUGCCGAGCCUGAGGUGAACUAUCUAGUUGAUUCAGCGAGUUUCAAACUGCUUCCAUCUGAUUCAAACUGGAAAACUGAAGCCAACGCUAGGAUAAACAAUAUCAGGAAAGCUCCAAUCACUGUCAAUUUGCACAACUUACAUGGAGAUGGCUAUCAAGUUGAGAUCCAGCAGACGAAGAGUAAGUUUGCUUUUGGGUCUGCAGUGGCCGCAGACAAGAUUGUCGAUUCAACCCACCGCGCCUACCAGCAGUUCUUCUACGACAAUUUUGAGUGGAGUGUGCUGGGAAAUGCCCUUAAUGGCGGCAAAUGGAAUGGAGUCAAGGUCAUCCUAACCUUGACAAGCCAAUGGCCGCUGUACAUGCUCUUCGUGCAAAAGGUGUUAAGGUCAGAGGUCACAAUAUGUUUUGGGGGACUCACGGGACACAUCCCUGACUGGAUAGACGGAAUGGGACAGUCCACGCUUAUACAAGCUAUGCACACACAUAUCAAUGACGUCAUAUCUCGCACCAGAGGGAGUCUAGAACACUGGGACGUAUACAAUGAGAAUCUCCAUGGGAUGUACUUUGAAGAACAUACCGGACAUGCCAACAUCACAAUGGAAAUGUUCAACUGGAUUCACCAGGCGGAGCCGGGAGUUAAACUUUUCCUUAAUGAAUAUUCUGUGGCAUCCUCGAGACAGCUGACAACUGCUUACAAACAACAGGCUGUUGAGCUGAAGAAUGCCGGUGUCCCGCUUUACGGUAUCGGGAUUCAAUGCCAUACAAACAGUCACAUGGAUAUAACGACAUUAAAGUACCGAUUGGACAAGAUAGCUGAAGCUGGACUCCCCAUAUGGAUUACAGAGUUCACAGUGAAUGAAGCUAACGAAGGGUUGAAGGCGGACGCCCUCGAGAAUAUGAUGACCCUGUUCAUGAGUCAUCCUGCCGUGGAAGGAGUUCUGCUGUGGGGAUUCUGGGAUGGGCAAAUAUGGCUUCCUAAUUCUGCUUUAGCUACUGGAUCAAAUGUACAGCCAAACGCUGCAGGAAAACGGUAUCAACAACUCUUCCAUCAGACAUGGCGGACCCACGUGACUAAAUCUGUUACCGGAAGUACCGUGCAUGCAACAGGAUUUAUGGGGGACUAUACUCUUAAAAUCAAACAUAACGGACACACAGUGAAAACGCAACACUUUACACUGGACAAAGGAGGGAAAACUGUCACCGUAAACCUCUGAAAUAUACGAUGACAGUGCCGAUCGUAUACCGGAUUGGGUUUUCAAUGUUGAUCCUCUUCUUUAGGAAUAAACCAUCUUAUUCCUUGUUUCGUGUUUCAGUAUCAUAUAAAAUAUGAUCAUCAAAUA